Molecule: messenger RNA, 2485 nt
Organism: Triticum aestivum (bread wheat)
Lineage: Eukaryota; Viridiplantae; Streptophyta; Magnoliopsida; Poales; Poaceae
Product: serine/threonine-protein kinase Nek3
Exons: 17
Coding region: 1655-2353 (232 amino acids)
Biological process (GO): protein phosphorylation
Molecular function (GO): protein serine/threonine kinase activity; ATP binding
Source: RefSeq, a predicted model, not a curated record
CAGCGAAAAAAAAUCUACUACAGAAGACGUACGAAAAAAAACGACAGAAAAUCAUCCGCUCGCACGCACGAGCGACUCCCCUCCAGAGUGGCCUCGAGCGAAGCCUCCAGAUCGCUUCGCCGCCGCCCUCGCACUCCCAUCAGGCGACUCGCAAUCCAGUCCUUCGUCACAGCCCUCGCGCUCGCAUCAAGGAUCGAGGCCUCCAAUGGCCGCCGCGGAUCCCUUCGACGGCGCCGAACCCCUUGAGGAGCCGUUCGCCGAUCCCCUUCAGGAGCCGGCGCUGAUCCAGGCCGCCGCCACCUAUGCAGAACCGGCAGGGUGCUAGGAACCACCGACAAAGAGCAGACUCAUCCUCGUGGCCAGGGUCUCCGCGGUCCGCAUCGGCGUCGGUGUCGUCUACAGCUCCAUCAGGCUCGACAUCCUCAAGGCUUGCUCAGAGGAUAGUGCAAGGAGAUGUCCCACAAGCACUGACAAAUUGUCGACUAAUUACCAAUUGACAUGGGUGCUUUGAUUGCCGGUGCAAAAUAUCGAGGAAAAUUUGAGGAUAGGCUUAAAUAAGACGCAGAUUCUGAUGGACAGGUCAUUCUCUUCAUUGAGGAGAUUCACACUGUUGUUGGAGCAGCUAACAAGAUACAUGAAUCGUUAUUGCUUUGACUCAUGAAAUCAUGAGAUAUUUUUUCCUUAUUUCUUACACUAACUUCCUACAUGUUUUAUUUGAUAAUGACAUUUACCUCUUUUUCCUUAAAGAUGGCAUGCAUAGGCUAAAAAUUGAGGAUUAGACUGAUCUAUUUACUCAAUAAGUUUUACCAAACAUGUGAUGGUUGUGCUGGGGCUACUGUUUUUGUUCAGCAUAAAAAAAGGGCUGCUUGGCUGCACCAGUUCCAUGUAGCUAAUAAACUGUGGGACAACAUUUUUUCGGAAUCUCCAGCAUUUGAUUCAUUUUGGGUGCUGUAUGUGAAAUAGUAAGAUUUAUGGAUACUGGGAUGCAUCAACGCAAUUUUACAGCCUUAGUCUAUAAUCUGGUUGAUGAUUGUUACAUAGAUAAACUCCUGAUUCUUCCAUACAACAAAACAGUUCGUCAGUUGUUUUACUCAUGUAUUCUCACAUAAUAUUUUUUUGCUGAGUUAGAAAAAUAAUGCAUAACAUGUUGAUUACAAUACUGUGCCAGCUUGUCAGAGAUGGCAAAGCUGUUCUAUGCAGGGUACGCCUCCGAGCUAGCCGAUGCCUACUGUAUCCAGUGUUCUGUUGCAUCCGGUGCGACCUCAAAGAAUACCUUCUUCUACCUGGGCGUUGAGCGCCUCAGGGUUUGCGAGGUGCAGCGCCUGGGGUGGAAGCAGUUCAACUACACGAUGAUGAAGUGAGUGAAGGGGUUAAGACGGUUGCGUUGUGCGUGCGCUUGCUUGCUGUUUUGCAGAGAAGUUCAGUUGCCUUGCGUAUGGCUUUACCAACAGUUCUUUUGUGCAGUUGACAUAAUGGGAAGAAGCUAUUUGGGCUGAAUCAGACGAGGUGCUGGAGCAGAUUGGGAAGGGCUCCUUUGGCUCUGCGCUCCUGGUGAGGCACAAGGUUGAGAGGAAGAGGUAUGUCUUGAAGAAGAUCCGGCCUGCCUGUCAGACCGUCAGGUGCCGGCGAUCCGCGCACCAAGAGCAUUUUGUUCAUGCAGAUCGAGCUCAUCGCAAAAGAAAGGAGCCCUUACAUCAUGGAAUACAAAGAUUCUUGGGUGGAGAAGGGGUGCUAUGUGUGCAUCAUGAUUGGUUACUGCAGGGGAGGGGACAUGCUAGAGGCCAUUAAGAAGGCUAACGGCAACCAUUUCUCGGAGGAGGUGCUCAACUACUUUAAACUCUGUGUGUGGCUUGUGCAGCUCCUGAUGGCGCUUGAUUACUUGCAUGCCAAUCAUAUACUUCAUCGAGAUGUCAAGUGUUCAAAUAUAUUUCUUACAAAGGACCAAAAUAUACAGAUCGGUGAUUUUGGGCUGGCUAAAGUGUUUACUUCUGAUGAUUUAGCUUUGUCGGUUGUAGGAACUCCCAGUUACAUGUGCCCUGAACUUGUUCCUGACAUUCCAUAUGGCUCCAAGUCCGACGUGUGGUCGUUAGGCAAGUAUUCCUAUCUAAUAUUCAGUCACAUGUCUUGCUCUGAAUGUCGCAUUAUUCUCUUGUCUAAACAUCUGCAAUUUUCAGGAUGCUGCAUCUAUGAGAUGACUGCGCUGAAGCAUGCGUUCAGUGCAUUUGAUAUGCAGACACUGAUAAACAAGAUUAACAAGUCUGUUGUCGCCCCUCUACCGACUAUAUAUUCUGGCGCAUUUAGGGGACUCAUCAAAAGCAUGCUGCGCAGAAAUCCAGAUCACAGACCGAUGUAGAUCUGCUAAACUAUCCGCAUCUUCAGCCCUAUGUGUUGGAAAUCCAAUCGAAAAGUCCGGCUUGCAAUAUGUUCCCAGCUAUACUUCCUAACAGACAUGAAAAAAAACAAGACUGUGUGUUCUGAUGAUAAA